GACGGCGACGUGACAUCGCCGCAUAGGCGAACUAAAGAUCGAUGUCGGAUUGUUGAUUUUUUACUAAUAGUUGCAUCAGCUUGCACUACAAUAAGUACACAUAACUUUGUCUUAUUAGGAGUUAAUAAACAAAUAUAAAAACUUAACUAUAAUUACAAUGGCUGAAGGUGAAGUUCAGGUUGAUAUUAAACCUGCAGUCAAUGAAGACGAUGAUUUUGUAGACCCAUGGACUGUAACAGGAAAAUCUGAUACAGGCAUUGAUUAUGACAAACUUAUAAAAAGGUUUGGAAGUCAGAAAAUAGAUGAUGAAUUAAUUCAACGCUUUGAAAAAGUGACAGGCAAGAAAGCACAUCACUUUUUAACUCGUGGAAUAUUCUUCUCGCACCGUGAUCUCAACACAAUCCUAAAUCUACAUGAGGCUGGCAAGAAGUUCUAUUUGUAUACGGGCCGAGGGCCGUCCUCCGAGAGCAUGCAUAUCGGACACAUGGUGCCUUUCAUGUUCACAAAAUGGCUGCAAGAUGUUUUCGAUGUACCAUUAAUCAUUCAGCUGACUGAUGAUGAGAAGGUUCUGUGGCGGGAUCUGAAGAUUGAAGACGCGAGGAAAAUGGCCUUUGACAAUGCUAAAGACAUCAUUGCAGUGGGCUUUAAUCAGGAAAAAACCUUCAUCUUCAACGAUUUAGAUUUUGUUGGGCAAUGCCCCGCUUUCUACCAGAACAUGGUGAGGAUUCAGAAGUGCGUGACGUUUAACCAAGUGAAGGGUAUCUUCGGGUUCGGCGAGUCUGACGUCAUCGGCAAGAUCACCUUCCCGUCGAUAGAGGCCGCGCCGGCGUUCUCCACUAGCUUCCCAUUUAUAUUUGAGAACAAAGUUCUCCCCUGCCUGGUCCCGUGCGCCAUCGACCAGGACCCGUACUUCCGCAUGUCCCGCGACGUGGCGGCUCGCCUGAAGAUGCCGAAGCCCGCGCUGCUGCACUCCACGUUCCUGCCCGCGCUGCAGGGCGCGCAACACAAGAUGUCCUCCAGCGACCCCAACGCAUCCAUCUUCUUGAAUGAUAGCCCUAAGCAGAUUAAGAAUAAGAUCAAUAAAUUCGCGUUCUCCGGCGGUCAAGCGACGGUGGACGAGCACCGUUUGAAGGGAGGCAACACCAGCGUAGAUAUCUCUUACAAGUACCUCACAUACUUCUUGGAGGACGACAGGAGACUGGCUGAGAUCAAGAAUGAGUACGAAUCCGGGGUUUUACUAACAGGCGAGUUGAAGAGGGAGGCCAUUAACGUCAUCACGCCCUGGAUCCAACAGUACCAGCAGCGCCGCGCCAAAGUCACAGAUGAGAUCGUAGAAAGUUAUUUCAAGAUCAGACCAAUAAAACUGUAAAACUCCGUCGUUUAAAUUAUUUUCGUUUAACUUAUUAAAUAAAAGACUGACUUAGUCAGUAUCAGUAUGCCUUUAAGGUUACUUGUGUGAUUUUUAAUGAAAUUGCCUUCAAAUUGGUAUCGGACAUCGAAUUUCUCAUACAAUGUUUUAUGGAAUUACAUAUGCUUUGGUAACUGAGGCAAAUAAAACAUAAUUAAUGAGAAAGGCAAAUUUACACAUUCUACGCUUCACUCGUUAAAUGACUUUAUUGUUUGCACAGUAGAGUCUAUUAUCAUUUGCCUCGUUAUUUUCUUUCAACAGGGUUUUACUUUAAAGAAGUUACAUAUUAACGAUUUUACAAUUGUUUGACCAUAUCAUUCUAGUGCGUGUUGCUAAAUAGUUGUGCUAGGAAAGGCAAAAAGUUUCCUAAUAAAGCUGUCAUUAACUUAUUAUAUUAUUUAUCCAGAAAGUAUUUUUUUACAGUUUAGUUAAAUAAAAUACUUUUUAAGAUCUUUCAGUUGAGUUUUUAUACUCAUGUCGGUAGUACAUUGUAUACAAUAUUUAUAAUAAUCUCUGUAUCGCAUGGUUAUCGUAAUAUAAAAGUCGUAGUAAUUAAGCUAUAGCUUUACACAAUUUUUCAUAAUAAACAUUUUAAUAUUCCACA
Trichoplusia ni (cabbage looper) is the source of this 2012-nucleotide messenger RNA. RefSeq names its product tryptophan--tRNA ligase, cytoplasmic (gene TrpRS). Gene Ontology annotation, molecular function: ATP binding; tryptophan-tRNA ligase activity. Lineage: Eukaryota; Metazoa; Arthropoda; Insecta; Lepidoptera; Noctuidae. The record is from RefSeq and is a predicted model, not a curated record. Gene Ontology annotation, cellular component: cytoplasm. The transcript is spliced from 9 exons. The coding region runs from base 158 to 1369 and encodes 403 amino acids. Gene Ontology annotation, biological process: tryptophanyl-tRNA aminoacylation.